AUGUUUCCAGAACUUAGUCAGCCUAAAACAUACGAUAAACUAUUACCAAAGCUUUCACUGGCAAUGCAUAAAAUGUGUCAGUCUCAUAUAGUCCAGGAAAAAGAAUCAAAAUCAGAUGAAUGGUUUUCAUCAUUGCAAUACUUGCAUUGUAAUAUAAAUGAUCUAUUGAUUACUAAUUUCUUUUUAGAUAGCAUGAGUAAAUUCAGAGGAGUAAAUGAUACAACAAUUAAUGCUCUGAGAUGGAAAGCUAAUAAGCCUUCUGACUUUGCUAUAAAGGGUAAUUCCAAACAUAUAUUCGAAUCAUUAGGAUGGUAUACAGAUAUGCUAAUUAGUGUAAAGGACAAAGAUGAUAAGAUUGUUACAGCUACUGAAAAUUUUGCUUGUAUUAAUAAUGAGGUUAAUAAAUCAGAGCAACAAGUUUCAGAUAUGUAUGAUGAACUUAAAAACCAGCUUGUUUGUGCAAAUCAAGAUCAAGAAAUUGGAAUAGAGUGUGGCAAUCAACUUUUUAAUAAAUGCUCUGUCUUGGAUAAAGACAAUAAGUAUAUACAACAUGAUCUAAAACAAUCCAAUAAAGAUAAAGAGAAACUCUCCAAGUACACUUUUCAGCUUAUAGAUAAGGUUAAACGAUUGUGCUCAGAGUUAGAUAAUCUAACAUUCCAAAUUACUUGCAAAGAUAUUUCUCUUAAAGAAUCUAAGAUUAAGAUAAAAGAUCUCCUCACUCGGUCUAUGAAAAAAAUACUAGAAAGUAAGUUAGAAUUAGCUCAAAAGGAUGCAUUCUCAACUCAGAAAGAGAUAUGUUUAGAUGCUUUAUGUUCUGCUUCACAGAAAACAAAGAAUAUAUUAGAUCCUGUAAUUAGAAAAGGUACAGAAAAAAAUAUGCAAAAUAUAGAUAAAGCUAAUAAACAUGUUGUAUCUCAUUGUCAAUUUCAUUUAGCUAGUCCAACAUGGCCCUUUAGAAUGAUAGUUACAGGAAAAAGUAGAUCAGGUGAUAGAAGAUAUAUUUCUUGUGAUAAUUUAAUAGUUUGUGGUUAUCAUCCUGAUGAGCCAAAAUGGGCAUUUGUUAGAUAUAUGUAUAGCAUAAUUUCAAAAGACCCAAAAGCACCUUACUAUGAAAAUAUACGAUUUAGCUAUAUAUUACCAGAAAAAAUCCCUAGUGUAAAAGCAUUUUCAUCUAAACAAAUACUUUUUAAUUCUGGUAGUUCAUAUGAAGAUGUUUCUAAAAUUAUUUGUAGAUAUACAGAUGACGUAAAAAAUGCAUCAAUAGUUAUUAACUGCUACUUAUACAAAGGCAAAUUUAUUGUAUUUAAUCUAGAUAGGCCUGAGGAUAAUCCACUUGCAAUUCGGCUAAGGUUUGAUAUUCUACUAGAUUUGCAAAAAGAGAUAGAGUUACAGCAAAAGUGCAAGAUAAAAAACAUAUUACUUGCUAAACCCACUUUAUAG
Molecule: messenger RNA, 1440 nt
Organism: Cetraspora pellucida
Lineage: Eukaryota; Fungi; Glomeromycota; Glomeromycetes; Diversisporales; Gigasporaceae
Source: the annotation of a GenBank genome assembly